This is a messenger RNA of Syzygium oleosum, 1348 nucleotides long. Its product is annotated as transcription factor PCL1-like. The coding region runs from base 202 to 1143 and encodes 313 amino acids. Gene Ontology annotation, biological process: regulation of DNA-templated transcription. Gene Ontology annotation, molecular function: DNA binding; DNA-binding transcription factor activity. The record is from RefSeq and is a predicted model, not a curated record. NCBI's taxonomy places the organism in Eukaryota, Viridiplantae, Streptophyta, Magnoliopsida, Myrtales, Myrtaceae. The transcript has a single exon. Gene Ontology annotation, cellular component: nucleus.
CUCACGAAUUAUCUUUCCCUUUUUUUUUUACCUCCUCCUCCUCCUAUCUCUCGAUCAUUUUCUCUCUCUCUCUCUGUCUCUCGGAUCUCAGGGCCGAGCGAUUCCGCGGAGCAUCCGUCGUUUCCAAGGUCGGAUUCCGGCCGUUUCAGGGUUCGAUAUAUCGGAGCUCGGGCUUCUCCGACGGUGGCGGGGGGCGCGGAUAUGGGCGAGGAGGUGAGGAUGAGCGAAUACGGCGGCGGCGUCGACGAUCGGGUUUCCGAGUGGGAGGCCGGCCUCCCGGGCGCGGACGAUCUGGCGCCGCUCUCGCAGCCGCUGAUCUCGGCGGAGCUGGCGUCCGCGUUCAGCAUCACGCCGGAGCCGUCCAGGACCCUGCUCGACGUCAACCGCGCGUCGGAGAGCACGCUGGCGGGCCUGCGCGGCCACCGGUCGCUGUCCCAGGGGUUCUCAUCGAACAACGAGUUCAAGUCGUUCGCGGAGGAUCGGGACGCGGCGGUCGCCGAGGAGGCGGAGGCGGAGGGGGACGGGGACGGGGACGGGGACGGGGACGGCUCCGAUUCGAGGAAGAUGAGGAAGAUCGACUCCGCCGAGGAGGCGGAUUCGGCUAUGAGGACGGACAAUUCGGUGGAGGAUCCGUCGGCGAAGGCGAUGAAGAGGCCGCGAUUGGUGUGGACGCCUCAAUUGCACAAGCGGUUCGUGGAGGUGGUGGCGCACCUAGGGAUUAAGAACGCCGUGCCGAAGACAAUAAUGCAGCUGAUGAACGUGGAGGGAUUGACCCGCGAGAACGUCGCCAGUCACUUGCAGAAGUACAGGCUUUAUUUGAAGAGGAUGCAGGGGCUGUCCACCGAGGGCCCGUCCUCAUCGGAUCCGCUUUUCGCGUCGACCCCGGUGCCGCAGAGCUUGCACGAGACCACCGGAGGUGGAGGUGGGCAUGGGAACGGGCCCGCGGCGGUGCCGAUACCCAUGCCGAUGCCAUAUGUCGUGCCGCCUCAUAUGCCGAUGCCUGUAUAUGGGCAUAUGGGGAUGCAAAUGGCUAAUCCCCAGGGGUUUCAGUCGAAUCCGUACAUGUUACCGCAGAUGGACUGGUCGGGAAAUAGAUGUGGAUCGGUUGUAUCAUAUCCAAGCUCUGGUCCUAAUGAUAAGUGAUUGUAUUCCUGAAUUACAUGGCAUUGGUGGUUUGAGGUGAGCUUCUUGCUUUCAUCAGUUAUUCACUGUAGCAUCAAAUUUUGCCAUUGCUUAUGAUCGUGGCCCAUGUACUAGCUCUGUUUUGCCGGGCGAUUGUAGUGCUUUCUUUACAAAGAAGUGGAACUUGCGAUUCUUUUCCAUUAACAAGUGUUAAUUGUUUCUGCCA